Molecule: messenger RNA, 1479 nt
Organism: Dendrobium catenatum
Lineage: Eukaryota; Viridiplantae; Streptophyta; Magnoliopsida; Asparagales; Orchidaceae
Exons: 3
Coding region: 792-1283 (163 amino acids)
Source: RefSeq, a predicted model, not a curated record
UGGGCUUUCGUUGGUGUAAAGAUUGCACGCGUGGCUUCUUCAGCUCAUUCGAGGCUGUUCGACUUCGCUCCUUCGACGACUUUCCCUUGCUGUCGGAUCGGAAGUUACGACAUUUUGAUCGGAAGCAAGAACGGGAGCUCGCUGGCUGUGAAGGAACUUUCUCCCUUUCGCGCGCUUCUUCGGAUAAAUCCCGUUAAAUCCGACUACCCCUCGGAUUUACUAAAUCCCGGAUUUAAACCGUAAAUCCGUAAAUCUGGGAUUUACCGAAUCCCGGGAUUUAAAGCGCGCACAAAAACUGUUUGGCUGGAUUUAGCGUAAAUCCGACUUAAAUCCCGCUGUAAAUCCGAUACCAAACAGCCCCUUAGUCUAAUCCUUGUAUUCGAGUUGGCUUUCCUCUUUGCUCCUCUGUUUCUUCCUCUUCUGCUUCACUGGUUCGCGUGAGGACGGUGAGGUAGAUCAUCGAAAGAGUCGCUCGCCAUUACCUGUCUAUUGUUUGCUUUUCCUCUUCUGCAUUUAUUUGUUGCUGUUCUGCUUCGCGUGAAGUAGAGUUCUAAAAGAGUCAAGCUUCUCCGCCUCCUCCACGUUGUUCUUGUCGGAUCGGAAGUCGCGCAGGGAGCUCACCGCGAAGCACUCUCUGUUUCAGUUUUGUACCAAAAGGUGAAGUAAUGACGAGUGCCCAAGACGACUUUUGGUGCGUUUGAGCCAGCUUGUUCUAUCAUUAAUUAAUUCGUGCAGGAUCCGGCUGUUCAAAGACCUGUUCAUACUUCUAGCGGAAAGAAUUUGGCAGAAGUAUGAAAUUGAGGACAGUCAGUAGGAAAGUGUAUGACUACAUCCGUUAUGAUCUCAAGGAAAUCGCAUUCCCCUCCUCUUUACCUGAUCCUCCUCAUAUAAAGAAACGCAGAAAGCUUACAUGGAUGGAACGCUGGCUAAUUUUAAAAGAAGCUUCUAGGCUUUAUGCAAUUAGUUGGGUCAGGGAUAUUGGCCCUGAUUUAAGACCUAAUGACUAUAAGAAGAAGAAAAAUGACAAUGGUGAUCAGGGGAAAAAUGCCAGUUCUAAAAAUGAAGAGCCUUCCACGUUGGAGGAUCUUGCAGUGGCAGCACGAGGUGGCAUGGAAACCUUAAGGCCAGCUCUGCAGCGGCUUUACAUGACUCGCGCUUCUGCUUAUAGAGAUGCCCUUAAAAGCUUCAUACAAGGUUAUCAAGAAGGGAUAAAGUCGGUCAUGGAAAAGAACAAAGACACCGACUUGAAGAUGCAAGGUGAUGUUCCUAGAAAAGACACUUGACUCUCUUAUAUUUAUCUUCCUGAGUUCUUGUAAAUAUAAAAACUUAGGCAUUUUCUGGCGAAGUUGUAUUGUGGAUAAGAUUUGUUAAUCACUUCUUCGAUUCAAAAUCCUCUCAAAUCGUUUGUUAAAUCUUUCUUUGACAUCUAUGGAUCUACUCUACCUCUUCCAUUGCUAAUAAAAUUGCAGCAUUUCAAGA